Molecule: messenger RNA, 1605 nt
Organism: Helianthus annuus (common sunflower)
Lineage: Eukaryota; Viridiplantae; Streptophyta; Magnoliopsida; Asterales; Asteraceae
Exons: 8
Coding region: 142-1428 (428 amino acids)
Molecular function (GO): zinc ion binding
Source: RefSeq, a predicted model, not a curated record
AAAAAGUAUAAUAAAACUCAUUAAAUGUUUAUGCACACAAAAAGGGUUUCAUUCGGUGCCGGUGAGUAACAAUAAAUAAAACAAUAAAACAUCAUUUUUUCCAGCACUUGAUCACCGGAGGACCUUCUUCUUCGCUUAUCGAUGAUGCAAACAUCCAACGAUAGUAUCAUCGAGGUCGCUAAUGAUGCUCACAAGAAUGUUUCAGAGAUUGAUACUAGUGUGAAAGAGUCCACAAACGAAGUGAAAAACACCGAAAAAAGCACUCGUCGUUCCGAUUUAUCCCUCAAUAUACCCCCGAGACAUUCACAUUUCGGCAGUAGAAGCGGGAAGGCUUCACUUCAGUCUCCUGGUAUUUCGUCCAACGGUGGGACCUCAUCUCGGGGCAUUUUUAGAGGUUUAAGCUUUAAAAAGAAACAUCCUGCGGAUGGUGAAAGUAGUUCUCUCCUUCAUCCCGACACAAACGCGCCACCGCCCGAAAGCCCCGUCGUUAACAAUAUCAUGUCCACGUUAUACGGGAAAAGAUGUGCAUCUCUUCCGGUUAAACAUGGGACAAACCCCUCCCCUUCGGCCACCACACCCGUUUCCGCUAGGACGUAUAGUGAACAACAAAAAACACAGACAAGGGCGGUGCAACCUUCGGUUUCGAGGUCCCUUUCGGUGCCAGGGAGGAACAUUGUUAUUGUGAGAUCGGUUUCGUUUGCAGUGCGUAAAGAUAAUGAUCAAAUUGAUAGUCAUGAUGAUGAAAUCAGUCCUGUUCAAGUGGAAAACGAUGAAGAGAUUGACGAGGAAGAAGCUGUUUGCAGGAUAUGUUUCGAUACAUGUGAUGAAGGAAAUCAACUUAAAAUGGAGUGCAGUUGCAAAGGUGCACUUAAACUUGUACACGAAGAAUGUGCGGUUAAAUGGUUUAGUGUCAAAGGGAACAAAAACUGUGACGUUUGUGGUCGAGAAGUCUCUAAUUUACCGGUGACGUUGCUUCGUAUGCCAAGUUAUGUUCAAAGACAAAACGUAACCGCACAAAAUCAACAGGGUUUGGAUUCAGGAACCAUAAGUGCUUGGCAGGAUUUCGUGGUGCUUGUUUUGAUCAGUACGGUUUGUUACUUCUUUUUCCUCGAGCAACUUCUGAUUCAUGACCUGAAAACUCAAGCUGUUGUGAUUGCUGCACCGUUCUCUUUUACGUUCGGUCUUUUAUCAUCUACAUUUGCAGUUAUUCUAGCAAUCAAGGAGUAUAUAUGGACAUACGCAGCUCUUGAAUUCGCACUUGUGGCGAUAAUUCUGCACUUGCUCUAUUCUUGGCUUCAAUUGAAGGCAAUCUACGCAGUAAUGCUGUCUUCGAUUUUAGGAUUUGGAUCAGCUAUGACUCUCAACGCAUUGUAUAUCCGCUACUAUCUUUGGCGAGUUCAAGUUCCUCGAGAAUCUAACACGGUUUGAUUCGGAGAAAUAUAUCUUAGAUUUUAUAUUGGUGUAAAUAUCAAUCUCCCUGGAAACGCGGGAUUAUUGAGAGGUUAAUGUGUUCGUACGUAGUGUUUCGUGAAAUAUUGCCGCGACGAUAGGAAUCCAUUAUAUAUUAUCUUUUAAAAAGAAGAUGCAUUUGCAGGUUGCUUACUU